AUGGGUCGAACCAAUGUCAAAAAACCAUUUCCCUCUCGCCAGAACCCAGUCGCAUCGAUUAAGCCAUCUUGCUACCCCCCAGCCAGCUCGCACUCCUCUCAAAAAACUCCGGCAUCUUUGCGGGCCUCUCGUCCAGCACUCACCGGCACCCGAGGCUCAGAGAAUGGAAAUGAAGGUGCUGUUCCACUCAAGAAGAAGAGGACGAAGGCAGAUCUCGAUCGACAACCAGUUUACCACCACAAGAAGCGAGCAAAUAUCGUGAACGAAACCAGUGACGAAGACGAAAACAGUGACACGGAUAAGGAUGAAGACGGAUACAACUCAGACCACGACAUGCACAAGGACAACGAUGACAACGAGGUAGGGCUUGAAAAUGAGGAUGAGGAUGGAGAAGAGGAACAGGACAUGGAUGAGGAACAGGAACAGGACAAGGACAAGGAAGAGGAUGAGGAGGAAGAUCAUAGCCGAGGCCGCAAGCACGGAUUUCUGAGAUCGACGAUCAGUCCAACGCAGUGCCACAGAAACGCUGCCGCACCAAGAAGCUAA
Molecule: messenger RNA, 546 nt
Organism: Sparassis crispa
Lineage: Eukaryota; Fungi; Basidiomycota; Agaricomycetes; Polyporales; Sparassidaceae
Exons: 1
Coding region: 1-546 (181 amino acids)
Source: RefSeq, a predicted model, not a curated record